Cyprinus carpio (common carp) is the source of this 8582-nucleotide messenger RNA. Its product is annotated as protein Jade-1-like. The record is from RefSeq and is a predicted model, not a curated record. Lineage: Eukaryota; Metazoa; Chordata; Actinopteri; Cypriniformes; Cyprinidae. Gene Ontology annotation, biological process: regulation of transcription by RNA polymerase II. Gene Ontology annotation, cellular component: histone acetyltransferase complex.
GCGGGCUUUUCUGCGCUCGCUGCUAACGGAAAUUUUUGGUACGUCAUUAAUAUGGCGCCAAAAGAGUUAUAAGUGUGAGCUGGUGUUGCUCGAGAGACGCCUCAGCCGGCGCGACGCAAGAUGUUGAUCGCCUCGUCGAUCUCAGACGCUUGUCGCGAUUCGAAGCGCUUUUUUCGACGCGUGAUUCUGAGGAAACGCGUUCUUCUGAAACACUUUUGGGGAUGACGAGCCGAUAACCGUUGGCGUACUAAGUGUACGAACAGCGAUCUUGAGGGAGUCGACGAUCUGUGGAUCAAUCCGCCGACUCUAACUUUUAUUUCGGAAAGCCUCAGACGAUCCGCGGAUCUCGCAUCGAGCACGGACAUCACGCCCUCUUGUGCGAACCGCAGAUAAGACUUUUGAAAGAAGCCAUUCUUUCCAUUGAGAAAACAUGAAGCCUUAAAUUAAACACCAAGGACAUUGUGGAUGAAUUUGCCGAAAAAGGUCCAGAGAAUGGAAUUAAAUUAAUUACAACUAAAAUAUGGAGAGUGAGAUGAAGAGGAGGAAAUACUCCACCAGCAGCAACGACUCUGACACCACCGACAGUCAUGUGACCACCUGGUCACGGUCUUCGAAGAACACAGGGACCAACAGCACAUGGGUACGCCAUGAGCAGAAGAAACCGUCUGAGGUGUUUCGGACCGAUUUUAUUACAGCCAUGAAGUUGCCUGAUUCAGCACAGCUGAGCCCAGAGGAGUUUUAUUUCCUCUCCGACCCCUGGAGGCAGGAAUGGGAGAAGGGUGUUCAGGUGCCAGCCAAUGUGGAACCGAUUCCCGAGCCUGUAGUUCGGAUGCUUCCGGGGGUCAAUCGAAUCCCAUUCUUCUCACCGAUCCAAACCAGGGGCCAGUCAGAGUUUGGCUUCGGAGAGUCGCAUGUUCUCACGGAGCCGCUGAGUUGUUAUGAUCUGGAUGAUCUGGAUGUGACCUGGCUUGAACUGGUUAAUGCUGAAUUCAGACAACUAGCACUUCCAGAGCUGGACGAGCUGACCAUGGAGCAGGUCGUGGUGGAGCUGGAGAACAGGUGUCAGCAGAACAUGCAGCAGGCCAUCGAGACCGAGGAGGGUCUGGGCAUCGAAUACGACGAGGACGUGGUUUGUGACGUGUGCCGCUCACCUGAGGGCGAGGACGGCAACGAGAUGGUCUUCUGCGACAAGUGCAACGUUUGUGUGCAUCAGGCGUGUUACGGGAUCUUGAAGGUGCCGCAGGGUAACUGGUUGUGCCGAACCUGUGCCCUCGGAGUGCAGCCCAAAUGUCUGCUUUGUCCCAGAAGAGGAGGAGCUCUGAAACCCACCCGCAGUGGAACCAAGUGGGUCCACGUCAGCUGUGCCUUAUGGAUCCCUGAGGUGAGCAUCGGCUGUCCUGAGAAGAUGGAACCUAUUACGAAAGUAUCCCACAUCCCAGCCAGCCGCUGGGCCUUGUCCUGUGGCCUGUGCCGUGAACACACAGGCACGUGUAUACAGUGCUCCAUGCCGUCCUGCAUCGUGGCCUUCCACGUGACCUGUGCGUUCGACCACGGACUUGAGAUGCGCACCACUCUGGCAGAGAACGACGAGGUGCGCUUCAAAUCGUACUGUCUAGAGCACAGUAGCGUCCCGCGCUCGAGCGGCGGCGGGAAUGUGGACAGACCCGAAGCGAGGCACACUGGUUCCGAUCUGUCAGUGACGCAUUCGGAUCGUUCGAAGCAGGAACAAGCAGAACGGGAGAAAGCCAGCCAUCGCAAGCAGAAGCUGCAAGAGCUUGAAGAUGAGUUUUACAGAUUAGUGGACCCCAAGGAUGUUGCAGAAAGCCUUUCCCUGCCAGAUGUUCACGUGGACUUCCUCUUCCAGUACUGGAAACUGCGACGAAAGGCCAACUUCAACCAGCCGCUUGUGGCCCGCAAGAGGGACGAGGUGGACAAUCUCGCCCAGCAGGAGCAGGAUGUUUUGUAUCGCCGUCUGAAGCUCUUCACUCAUUUGCGUCAGGAUCUCGAGAGGGUCAGAAACUUGUGCUACAUGGUCACUCGCAGAGAGAAGAUCAAACACUCUUUAUGCAACCUGCAGGAGAAGAUCUUUACCUUGCAGAUCCAGCUCUUAGAGAAGGACCUAGUUGGAGAAAAAACUCGGAGAGGGGAGAAGAUUCAUCGCAAUGGAGUCAGGGAACGAGUGAAAGAAAGAAGAAAGAGUAGUCCAGACAUGAAAGACAAAUGGAGAUCAGAUGACAGCUCUGUAUUCACACAGCUGGGUUUCUCCAAAUCCUUCCCGCUGGACGGCUCGCUUUUUGACAGCUGGCUGGCUCAGUCGGUUCACAUCACGGCAGAUAACAUGCUGAGCCAGUGGUCUCUAUCCGAAGAGAGCCGCGACCCCUCCGCCAGCCUCCUGUCAGACCAGCUCCUGCAGGGCGAGGAGAACCUGCUCAGCCUCAUGAUGGACCACUCCAUCAAGUCCACCUGGAAAACGCCCCAGCAGGGCCGCAAGCCGAGGGGUGCGCCGCGCAGCCGCAGGAAGUCCGUCUCGCUCCCAAGAAUCGGAUCCGCAGUCAAAGGCAAGGUUUGUCCUGAGGACCAACGUCCCAAACGAGGAGAAAGAGUACGCCACGUACACCACCAUCACACCCGCAGCAGCGAAGGCAGGCCGGACCCUCUGCAGCCAGCCAUAUCCAAAAUGGACUCGUGCCACAUUUCCGAGGAGCAUGGCUCUUGGGACGCUGGCGCGGACGAUGGGGAUACGGAGAGCGACAAGCGCUCGCAGGUGGCCUUGCGUCUGCGUCUACCUAGACAGGGCAAGUCACGCUCUAAGAGCAACACGACGCAGGUCCUGCUGCAGAACAGCACUGGGAACAACAUCUCCGCUCACGACACUGAAACUGACGGCUAUUUCUCUGACGCGGAACAGAGUGACAGUGAAUUACCCUCUUUCAGCCGGAAGCUGCGCUUGCCCCAACUGCAUGCUGGGAAGGAGGAGGUAGUGCGGAGGAGCGUGCUGGCCUCCUAAAACCAUUUUUGGAUGCAGCGGUGUUGCUGUAGUUUCUAGACCUUCAGAUGUAAAGGCGUGUGUUCUUUUCUCACUUUGUGUCAGAGUAUGUUAGUCCGUCGCCUACAUUUAUGCAACCAUAACCAUUUGUGCUUGACAAACAAGAAGAAACGAAAAAGUCUACAUGAACACUGUCAAAUGUGUCCUCUUGGGAAGCAAUAGGCUCUGUCCUGGAACAGGGACGGUGACGUGGGCAUUAUGACGUCUGUUCAGGGUGUGUUUGUUUUAUAUAAAUACAUCUGUGGUGUGUCUCCAGAGGAUGCGGCUACUAUAAAAUGAUGUACAGAGAAAAUAUGACACAAAUAAGCACAAAUAGCCGUUGGGGAAUGUAGCACACAUGUACCUGUCGUAUCCACCGCCUCAUUCGCUUUUACAGAGACUAGAUGUACCAGAAUCACACGGACACUUGAGCGUAAUUCUUACGUGUGCCAGUGGACAGAUCAGCUUCCAUCAUGGGUGAAUCUCACGAACAUGAAGCCUGUUUUAAGAGCCGUGUGACGAUUGAGCAUAUUUUUGAUAAUCUGUUCAAUCCAUCUCGAGUGGUCCGAAGCUGUAAAGUUGGUUGCUUGUCGGAUUUGCGAGUGAUUUCCUCUGUCUGUUGGUAUCGCAAGACACCAGUUUUGUACUUGUUUUACUUCGUUUAAUCACUGUGGUCAUCUUUGUGUCAUUGCGCACCAAAAAUUUGAGGCUGUUUAUUGAAACCUCAGUAUCUUUAAAAAUCACAAGACUGGUCUCUUCACAUUCAGAGCAGCAUGCAGAAUCAAAUCGUUCCCAGUUUCCCAUGUCGGCAACUUUGGGCAUCUGCCAUUUCGAAUUUUGACAAAAAAAUGCUAUAUUUCUCGAAUGCAUUGGCGAAUUGUUACGAAACGUGGUAUGUGUCUUCGGCACAAUUCCCUAAACGUAUUCAUAAUGUUUUGUGGCAGUACCACCUCGUGGUCAAACAUUAUAAUUAAAUUUCCAAAAAUUUUAAUAGCUUUUGAUUAAUUUUGCCUAUUGUCAUGACACUUAUCUUGAUGAUAGAUUCCUUGGAUCAUGCAUAGAACAUCUUUUCCAAUUAUGCCAUAAUCGGCUGAACUGAUGGUUUUCAGCCAGUUUGUGUUAAAUCACCUUAAAAUGUCAUGUCGUUAAAAUGCCAUGCUUGCUCCUCAUUCUCAUUCUCAUUCUCAUGUUGUGCUUAGCCCCUUAAUUGCUGUUUGCAUUUGGACUUAAAGAAUGUUAAUGUUCAUGUAUCUUGAAAGAUGCAUUUAAGAUCAGUUUUUAAUUCGGUGAGCUUCAGGACCAUCAUGAGCUAAGAUACUGAGGUUUCUAUAAAUGUCUGUAUGACCCAAAAUUUGUUGUGCGCCAUGACACAAAGACGACCACCGCGGUUAAACAAAGUAAAAUAAAAAUUGGUGGUUUUGCAAUACUAACAGAUGGAGAUAAUCACUUUAAAAAAAAUAAACAAAAAUUUAAAAUAGUCAUGCAACUCCAUUGGGACCACUUGUGAUAGUUCCAGUUACAACUAAAUAAAAUGUCCAGAGUUUUAUGGGCGAUCUUUUGUGAGAUUCACUUUCGUAUCUGGCACUUUCUUUCCCACUUGUUUCAGUUCAUUUGUUCAGAAAGAACCUUUGUCGUUCUCCAUUAAAGUGUGCCUUCUGUAGCCCCCCAAAUCAAACGAAUAAUCAACAUGUUCAACUGUUUUAAUACAACGAUGGCAAUCAGAAACGAAUACCUGCUUGGUCCAAAAGCUUGUAUGUAGAUGUCAAAGUCGUAGAGAUUCUAGGUGCCUAGAAAACAGCGUCGACCCAACAAUGCUAAAAUCAUCAAUACUGCUUUAGCAAAGUGCUGUUCAUGAACCGACGUCCGUCAGUCAAAUUGGAUUCACACUUACAAAGUGUCCUCAGGCUUUGCUAAUGUUUUCCCUCUGAUUGUGACGUCUAUGAAUCAACCCAUGGUGUUUAUCUCAGGGUUAUAGCGAAGAAGUGAUUGCAAUCAUCUGAAAAGCUUAAACCUGUACAUUCACGAACAACAAGGUUUCUUUGCCAAAACGUCACGUUUUGAGAUGAUCUUCUCACAGUGUAAUGAUGAAACACUGAGUUUCUUUUAUUUUGUAUGAUGAUGCCAAAGAAAAGUAAGUCAGCAUAUGCUCUGAAGUGGAUGUAAACUUUGUGUCUGGAUCUUCUGAAGAUCUCAGCGUGCACUGAUAUCCACCCGUACACUCCUGGAUCGCAUCAUCAAUCUAGAAUCGUCCUCAUCAGCAAUCACAGACGUGAGCUGUCCAGAAAUGUCUCGUUUGAGACAAAAGCAACUGAUAUGUAGCGUACGUGAUGCGUGUCAGUGAUUUGAAGGGUUAGUUCACCCAAACAAGGACAGUUCUGUAUUCAGUCUUGUCGUUCCAAACCUGUUUUGCUGUUCUUUUCCAUACAGUGAAAGCGAAUGGGUCCAAAAAUAGUCCAUGCGCUACAUUCCGAGUCUUCUGGUGUCUUACGAUGCUCAGCCCAAAUUUAAGUGUUUAAUUUACUGAAAUCCUUCUCAAGUCACCGUAGAUCUCCAACGUUGUGGCAAAUUUGCGAACAGCAUCGUAACCAAAGGAUUUUUCAUCAGAAGACUAGAAUACCGCACACAAGUCACUGUCAUUUCGUGUUCCACAGAAGAGUCGUUUGGGUUUGGAACAACGCCGCGUUGGAUGAAUUGCUUCAGUCCUUCGCUGGCUUAAAUCGCGACAGCCGUCUACUGUAUCCGUACAGACCACAGACAGCGACCUGUACAGAUUUCAUGUAUCUUAGCUGCUUUAAUAGGGACUAAUCAUAGCGCUGGUCAUUUGCCGUUCUCUGGUUCAGUAUGCACCCAACGCUGACAUGGAAUACUGUGCCUUUAGUGACUUAGUUUCAGCCUCCUGCAAGAGUUCAAGCUGCUUUAUCAUGCUUCGUUGCCGUUCGUGUACCAAAACUAUAACAUAUACUCUACGUAAUCUCUGUAAAUGUUCAGCUUCUGUGCAAUCAUUUUCCUCCCACAACGUAUUAGAAGGAGAAUGACGGAGUAGAUCUUGACACUCGUGUGUUGUUAGAGAGCCAUCCGCUGAAACGACAAAGGGUGACUAGUCUUUGCACUUGGUUAUUCAUUUGUCUCUACUGUUGGCUUUCCCUGGAAGGGUGAAUAGCUGGAAAUCAUCAAGACCAUCAAGGGGUGUGCGAUAUUGAUGAAAAAUGACAUUUUGAAAUGACAUUUCAAAGAGUUUUGUUGAGAAUUAGACGAGAUGUAGUGUGUUUUUGUGCUGGUACGUUGGCUGGUUUAGGCCCGUCAUGGCUCACAAAGACGUUCAUAUUCUGUUAGUUGGCAGCAGUGACAAAAAUUUACUUUUCCAUUAAUUUUCCACCUCAAGAGGCAUUUAUAAAUAUUUACACAGACUGUUCGGUGCAGCUUUAAAGGUGGCCUGAAUGCAAUUACACUGUAGUUACAAACACUGUGUCCUAACCAGGUGAGCGAUGCCAAGAUUUUCAGAAUGCGAAGUGACAAAAUCAAUCAAAUAUCACAGCCAAUCAGAAGCAUGUGGGAGGGCUCUCUCUGAAAGUGCACUGCAUUCCCAACGAAAUACAUGCUUGUAAUAAACCUUUUAAACAUUAUUAAAAGUACAUACUGAGCAACUGAUAACAUCUUUAUGGAAUACACAUUGGAUCACAUUGAGUUCACAGUUUUAACGUUCAUGUUAGCUUUUUAUUUAUUUAUUUUUUUCAAGAUCUUGCAUCAUUUUUCACGGUUAUUCAAAAUGAUAUUCAGACUCACAUUACACACUUUUAACAUUAAAUUAAGCUCAUAAUCAGGUCGUAAGAUUAGCAUCGUCAUAGUUUGUAUGUUGUUGUUCCAGCUACGACUGUUGUUCCAGAAAAUAGAAACUGUUUCUAAAAAGCUGUCGCUGGUCACGACAAAAACUCAGAUUAACAUGGAAAGGAUACCUUUUAUCACAGCAUCGCGUUUCAUCUGGUUAGGACACAAUAAAAAUAAAACAAUACUGUAAGUAUAAAAACUAAAACCACCAGUAGGUGGCAGUAAGUCACUUGUCUUAAUGACAGAGUCAUUGAAUCAUUCCCUCAAACCAUUCGUUCAGAAACAUGCACACAUUCAGUAAAGAAGAGCACAAAACGGUUUUGCUGUGGCUUUGUUUGAAACUAUUUUCAUUACACAAAAUUGAGCAAAAACAGACAAUACUGUGUCUUUUAACUCAUUUAAUUUAAAAUUCCUGCGUAAAAUCAAUAUCACAUUUGCAAGUGUGCUGAUAUUUGGGAAAACGGCACUUGUGCUCGUGUGAUAUUGCCAAACUACCAUAUAAGAUUAAAACUCAUAAAGAUUUUUUGACCUUAAAUCUUGAAUUUCGGGUCAUUCUGACUGCAUUCUACUAGGCUGGUUUUGUGCCAAGUGAGUGACACACUUAACAUCAGCUCUCGUAUCCUUAAAACAAUUAGUAAAUUAUCCUAGAAGAUGCAUAUCGCACACCCCUAAGAUCCAACUGUUCUUUCGGAUUAAGUGGUUAGUCUUGAGCACAUCGUGUGGUUCUUUCCUUCUCACAUCAUGGAGAAAGUGACAAGGAAUAUAUCGAUUGGCUGAAUGACGGCCCAUUCAUUCCUCUAGUGGAACUGACUAUUGAAGAAAAGUCAUAAUUCAUCCACAGAAAUAAAGUGAAGCCAAUUUGUAGGACCAGUACCUUUUUUUUUUUUUUGCAUUUGUGAAGAUGUCUGGACAUCUUGUUAUUAUUGAAAUCAGCAUGAAUACGAUUCAUUACAAAAAGUACUUCUACUUUUAAGCUUUUAAGGGUUUCUUUAAUGGAUUUUGGUGAAGUAUGACCCUCACAAGCUUCACCUGAAUAUCUUUCAGUGUUGUCGUUCACUUCCAGAGGAUCCGUUUAUUGACGUGUCGAACCCUCGCUUAUCCAGCUGCAGCUUUUGCUGUCAUAUCAAUCUCUCUCUCUCUCUCUCUCUCUCUCCAGUCUUGUUUACUAUGCAGCAAAAUUUUCCCACAUGCCCCUGUGACCGAGCAGUUUUUUCUGUCGUUCUCUCUUGAAAGAGUAAACGAGGCGCAGGAGAGGUGAAGCACUUGUAGUCCAUUAAGAAUCACACGUGUCCUGUAAAUCUGUCAACAUCUUCCGCUCGACACGGUUAGGAUACGAUGAUAUGAAUGUUGCAGGAGUUUAUCCUUCUAUGUUCUUUGUUUCAAAGAAUGUUGUGCCAUUUGUUAAUAGCAGAGAAAACUAUUGAACAUAUAAUUAGAAAAAAAAAAGAAGAGCUAUUUUAAAUUAUUUUAGGCUUUUUUUUGCGAUUAUUUAUUUUCUUGUAUUGGAAAUCUUUAUAGAAGGAAAAAAGACAAGUAUUUUUCAUCAGUGCAAAAACCUAUUUUUUCCUUUUUGUACAUUUUCCAUGUUAAGCAGUCUUUAGAGCAAUAUAAUGUUCAUGUGACUGUAUGUGCAUGCUGUUUGUGAUGCCUUAAUAACAGCUCCAGUCCCAUCAUCGCCAGCGCUCGGCUGUGGUCGACCAGUGCAGUCAAUAAAGCUGUGCUUUCUGUCUAA